Molecule: messenger RNA, 3174 nt
Organism: Lymnaea stagnalis (great pond snail)
Lineage: Eukaryota; Metazoa; Mollusca; Gastropoda; Lymnaeidae
Source: the annotation of a GenBank genome assembly
CGCAAUUCUCGGGGACGGAAAUGAAGCUGUUGAAAGCUCUGCAGGGACGAAACGACUCUUGGUUCAUUGUUGGAGUAGGGAGUCAUUACUUCUUUAACUUUGAGCAAGUCCGUAACAAUGUGAGUGGGGAUUAAAUUCUGGAGAGAUGUGGCAUUGAGAGCAAAAGUGUAAAUUAAAGACGUCUUUGGCAUUGAGAGCAAAAGUGUAAAUUAAAGAAUUCUUUGGCAUUGAGAGCAAAAUUGUAAAUUAAAGACGUCUUUGGCAUUGAGAGCAAAGGUGUAAAUUAAAGAAGUCUUUGGCAUUGAGAGCAAAAGUGUAAAUUAAAGAAGUCUUUGGCAUUGAGAGCAAAUGUGUAAAUUAAAGAAUUCUUUGGCAUUGAGAGCAAAAUGUUAAAUUAAAGAUGUCUUUGGCGUUGAGAGCAAAAGUGUAAAUUAAAGAAGUCUUUGGCAUUGAGAGCAAAUGUGUAAAUUAAAGAAUUCUUUGGCAUUGAGAGCAAAAUUUUAAAUUAAAGAAGUCUUUGGCAUUGAGAGCAAAAGUGUAAAGCCAAUACUUUUUUAACAUUGAGAGUAAAAUUGUAAAUUCUAGAAUUCUUUGGGAUUGAGAGUAAAGUUUAAAUUCCAGAAGUCUUUAAAUGAGAACAUAAUUUUAUCAAAGGCGCAAUGGAGCAUGAAUUGGAUUUUGAUCUUUCGACAACAACAACAACAAAAACAAAAAAUGAAAUUUGAUUUUUGAAGGUAAAUUCAUUUUUUUGUUGAAUUGUUAUGUCAUUUGUUUCACCUUCCAAAACAUUUGUGAACUUUUUAGAGUUCCAAAACAUUUUUCAACUUCUCCAUCCAAUGUCCGAACAUUCUACAUUAAAACAAAAUACAGUCAGCUGUUGGCUGAUGUCAGGAACGCCUAGCGUCGCAUGUACGUGUUUUAGAGGAAAGUACAGGUUUCAUUGAUUUUCUUUUCAAAAAGCUUUCAGUAAUUUAGUUCGUUCCCAUAUUGUAAUGUCAUUUUGCUGUAUAUUCAACCAUUUUUUUUUUGUUGAUCUAAGCCUGUGGCACUUUUAAGAUUGCAAAGUUCCAAGCAAGACGCAAAUAUCUGAGAUUACCAAAAUAAAAAAAAAAUGGUGUAAACUUAGUUCCCAGUUAAUGCACUUCCGGUGUAAUUAGUAACCAACAGUGACAGUCUAUUUCUAUUCAACAUCUCUAAUUUAUAUUAAGCCUUCAAAAUUUACAGAAAUCCAAAUGACCCCAAUGUUUGAUUCAGAUAUAAUUUUCAUUUUUAAUUUUUAAAAAAAGGGUUUACUUUUUUUUUUUUUUUUUUUUAUAAAAUCCGUUUUCUUUGAACCGAAAUGCCCUAUUUUCCCCAAUAAAAACAUCAUAAAUUUUUUGGGUCUCUUUUUUNAUUAAAACACAAAUACUCUUAGACAGUGACACAUGUACUUAAAAUGCAUACAUCUGGGAAGGAUCUUAAAGAUAGUUUCAUUUUUUAAACUUAAUUAUCAAAGAUUAUUAUAAUGCGUUGGCAAUUAAUUUAUCUCAAGGGAAACAACUUGAUCAAUCUAGUAUGUUUAUUUAAAACUCUGACAUUAAGAAAAAAAUUAUAAUAAAAUUAAAAAUAUUUAUUAACAUGUGAUUGUUAGGAAUGUCGUAGAAAUUAAAUAAGACAAACCCAGCAUGAAUUUUUUUUAUCUAAAAAAAAAAAAAAAAAAUUGAUUUCAUGUAUUGUGUACUCAACAUUGUUGUUAACAAGCGUAUUGGAUCUUUUCAUUAAAAAUCAUCUAACCCUUUAUGGAUCAAUUUUUUAAAGUAAUAUUUAGAAAAUUAAGGACAUAUUUGCUAUCGCGAAUUUUCGAAAAUAUGACUGCUUUGUUGUUCAUGGGCGUGAAAACGUAUUGAGUAGGCCGUCAUCUCAUAUAGAUAAUACACAUUUCUCUAAUGGCUUUAAAAGUACAGCGAUCAAAUGAGCGCCGCAGGGGCUGUGCCAGAGAAAGAUCCACGGUGGCUCCCAAGUCGGUCGACAUUUUUUCCUCUCCCAGUGGCGUACCUAGGGGUUGAAAAAAAAAGGGGAAAGGGAGACCACCCCAGUCAUCUCUAGGGGGUUAGCUUAUUGGUCUGACAUUACUUAGAUGAAUUGUGUGUUAGACGGGUAGACUUUUUUUUACAGUUUGCCUCGGGCAUCAUUAAGUCAAGGUACAACACCCCCCCACCCCCCCCACGCUUCCACCACCCCCCCCCCCCCCCAGAAAAAAUAUGAAUAUCCUUCACUGUUAGUUCGAGUCAAAAUUUACCUUUUUGUGACGUAUCACAACGGAGAAAAAAAAGAUAAUUAAUUUUUAUAUCACAUUUGUGUGUCUCAUUCACUGACACAAUUAGAAGUUAUUGUACUUUUUUUUUAAAAAUCUACUCAUCCUUUAUUUAUUUCUUUUUUACAGAUCCUCACCCCGUUGUUGAAGGAGACGUCGCCGUGGCCCAGGGUGCUAUGGAUGGCAGCACAGGCCCCGGGGACACUGAAAACUCCACUGGAAAAAAGGCAGCAGACACCGGCCUUGCUUUCGUUCAAUGAGAAGGUCAAGGUCACAUUGGCAGGAAGCGACGUCGCCAUUUUGAACUAUUUCCAACUGACCAACGGAACUGUCAGUUAUGACGGCACUCACUACGGAAAGGGAGUUAAUGACGCCAAACUUCAAGUUCUACUGAAUUAUUUGCAAGGGCAGAUCAUUAAAUGAUAAUUUCGAAUUUUUUUUAAAAAUUAAAAAAAACUGGUUGAAAUGGAAUUUGUUGCCCAAAAUCUUAAAAGAAUCAAAUUGAAAAAAAAAAAAUCAACAACCGCAAAAAAAAUAAAUAAAUAAAAAUAAAUAAACAGACAAACAAGCAAAGAACAAGAUUGAUAGACAGACUAAGGCGGGACCCCCAGAGUGCGAACCGUCUUAGCCUUGGUGAACAGGGUGAUGUGUCUGCGUUCCACGUCUGGUAGAACGCCCUGUGCAGUUUUGUGGGUUUUUUUAUUUUUUAUUUUUAGAAUAUGAAAUUGGAUUAGUUCAUCUAAUCCUAUUCCUGAGAACCUCUUCAGUAUUUCAAUAUACGAAUAGCGUAAGAGUGUUGUUAAAGUAUUUAUUUAGUUAUUUAAAAAAAAUAAUUGAAUCGUAAGUAUUGUGUGUAAAAAGUGUGACACGUUAUUUUGCCG